This is a messenger RNA of Mus musculus (house mouse), 15552 nucleotides long. RefSeq names its product recombination signal binding protein for immunoglobulin kappa J region (gene Rbpj). The transcript has 11 exons. The record is from RefSeq and is a predicted model, not a curated record. Lineage: Eukaryota; Metazoa; Chordata; Mammalia; Rodentia; Muridae. Gene Ontology annotation, cellular component: nucleoplasm; transcription regulator complex; MAML1-RBP-Jkappa- ICN1 complex. The coding region runs from base 10222 to 11811 and encodes 529 amino acids. Gene Ontology annotation, molecular function: sequence-specific DNA binding; RNA polymerase II-specific DNA-binding transcription factor binding; DNA binding. Gene Ontology annotation, biological process: Notch signaling pathway; positive regulation of transcription of Notch receptor target; regulation of DNA-templated transcription.
UUUUUUUUUUUAAGAGACAGUUUCUUAGCUCAGGCUGACCUAGAACAUAACUAAUUAGCCUAUGCAUAGCCCAGGCUAGCCUUGAACCUAUGAAAUCUUCUUAUUCACCUUUUGAGUUCCAAGAUUACAGGCAUUCUUAUUUUAAUUUUUAUCAUGUGAUCUGUGAUUUACUUUAGGGAAUGUGUAGUAUAUAUGUUCUUGGUAUGUAGCCUUGGUAAGCUUCAGAGAUGAGAACCUCUUGUCUCAGCUUCUCUCUUGCUAAGAUACAGCAAUGUGCCCAGCUCUAUCACCUUUAAUGGGCUUUAAGGAAUGUUUUGAUAUUCAUGGUGGUUGAAGAGUAAAGAAUAAUGUUUGAAAGAAUUUUUUUUAAUUAGAAAUAAGAGGUGAGUUCUUACUUGUGUAGUAUUUUCUGACCUUAGUUGCUUGCUUUAGUAGUUAAAUAUUUUUGUUCUUUUACAAAGAAAAAUAUGAUUAAAGGGCAGAAAUUGAAUUUUACUGCCUUAAACAGUCUAUAUUUUAAAUAAAUCCAUAGCCUAUGCUUAUGUCAGUAUACAAUGUUGGGCUGUGAUAUACACUUAGAACUUCUGUGUCCAUUUAAAAAUAAUCCAGUUGGGCCAGCAUGGUAGCACAUGCCUUUAGUCCAGUCACUUCUGGAAGUCGAAGACCUUCCUUCCCUGCUCUGACUUUUUAGGUUAUUUGCUAUCACUCUGUGUCUGCCAGGUAGUAUUUAUAAUGCUUGUGUGUGUGUGUGUGUGUGUGUGUGUGUGUGUGUAAUCCUGUUUCUCAUUGCUGAUCUGUGAACAUUACUUUUACCCUAGGCUUUCAGAAGGAUAAAGUGUGGUCCAUAAAAGGUGGCUUAGGUACUAGAGGCUCCUUGGCUUACUGCAGUCUUGUGUGGAAGGUCUGGGAUUCAGUCUCAGUCUGCUCUUGAGAGGCCAUUUUUGUAGUUAUUUUACUGCCACUCAGAUGUCUUCUGGCUGAGUGCUGGAGGUAUAGGUAUAAAUAACCUGAGGUGUGUUUUAAUCUCAUGGAACUUAAAUGUAUUUGUAUUUAUAAAUGUAUUAUAAUUUUUUAUUCUAAAUAAAGUCUAAAUAGUAUACAUAUUUUGGAAAAAAUAUAGUCAGGUAACCUUGUAUCUAGCAUAUUGCCAUGUUAAUGUCAUUAUUACUUAAAAACUACUUUCAUCAUGGGUGUACCAUAAUUUAAGCAAUCCCCCUUUGCUGGCAGGAAUUUUCCAUGCCUUUUCUACUCGGUAGCAGUGAAUGUGGAACACCUUGUCUUCAUAUUACUAUGUGGGGUUUGAUGAAAUCAUAAACAUUUCAAGUUUUUGACAUCUGAUUUUACUUGGAUACCUGAAAUUUAUACUUUAGCAGUAGCUUGUUGUCUUCAUAACCUUUGUGCUGUAUAAUUGUUUUUAUAAUUAUUGUGUGUUAUAAAUUCAAUCGUCAAAACUAAACCAAACAAAAUACAGUUGUCCUGUAGUAUUUGGUUCCAGGAUCUCUCUUAGAUGCCAGAAUUCAUGGAGUCACAAGUUUUUAUAGUUACUGGGUAUAGUUGUAUCUAUCUGAUCUACAUAUACUACUACACACUAAAAGUCAUCUCUAGCUUACUUACAACAGCUAAUGCGGUGUAAAGCUAUCAAGUGUGGUCACACUGUAUUGUUGUUUUUUUUAAGAUUUAUUUAUUAAUUUAUUUUAUGUUUAUGAGUACACUGCAGCUGUACAGAUGGUUAUGAGCCUUCAUGUGGUUGUUGGGAAUUGAAUUUUAGGAUCUCUGCUUGCUCCGGUCAACCCCGCUCACUCAGUCCCUGCUCCCUCUGUCCCAAAGAUUUAUUUAUUAUUAUACAUAAAUACACUGUAGCUGUCAGAUCUUAUUACAGGUGGUUGUGAGCUGGGAAUUGAACUCAACCUUUGGAAGAGCAGUCAGUGCUCUUACCUGCUGAGCCAUCUUGCUAGCCCCACUGUAUUGUUUUAAAAGACAAGUCUGGAUAUAGUAAAUACAGACUAAAUAUUCCUCAUAUUUAAAAGAUUCUGUUCUUCAAAUUAUGUGUAGUGUGUACACAGGCAUGUGCACAUGAGUAUAGGUACUUUUAGAGACCAGAGUCUAGAUCCCUUGGAACUGAAUGCCCUGCCUGUACUGGAAGUUAAGCCCCUGAGCCACAUUUCCAGUUCUGUUCUAGAAUAUCUUUUAUCCUGAUAGGUUAGUUCUCAUGUGCUGACAUGGAACCCUCAGAUACAGAGGGUCAUUUGUAACCAAAAUUCAAUUGUCAAGAAGGAUGCCUUAUUUAUUGAUAUAAUUUUCUUUUUAAAUUGUUGCUGUCCUGAUACUUUCAUCACAGAAUGUCUUCAUGUAUACAAAGUUGUUCAUUAUAAAUAUGUAUCAGUACAAUUAAGCAUAACCUCCAAGAUUCCCAAUAUCCUGAGUUAAUUUUUUUAUUUUUAUUUAUUUUUAUUUUUAUAUUUUGGUUUUUGAGACAAGGUUUCUCUGUAUUGUCCUAGCUGUCCUGGAACUCACUCUGUAGACCAAGCUGGCCUUGAACUCAGAGAUUCACAUGCCUCUGCCUCCCAAGGGCUGGGAUUAAAGGCAUGCACUACCACUGCCCAGCCUGAGUUAAUUUUUAAGAAUGUAAAAGUGGAUAUGUCAGCUAUAUUUUAGAGUCCUAAUAUCUUUUGGCAACGUGUUUUUCCCCAUCCCACCUGGAAGAGUCAUUGAUAAAUAUUUUCAUUCAUGUUGAGGAGAUACUUGUGCCUACUGUAUUUUAGAGAAUGCCACACAUGCUCUGCAUCAUUUAGCUGACAUUCAUGUGCUCAGAAUAAACAUGCUAUGCCACAUUAUCACUUGGUAUUUAUUAGUGCUUGCUGUAUUUGAGACAUUGUUAAGGAACAGUUUUAUGAAAGUAAAAUCAAAAGUAGGAUGUAAAAACUGGCAUGAAGAUGUGUUUCUGUAUCUCCUGAAAGAAGAUGAAGUGAAACAUCACGUAGACAUUUGCAUAGGCUCUUUCAUAUUUAUUAAUAUUACAAUAAAGUUGUUACAACUAAGGGUGAGAAUUUUUUUAUGAAUAUUCUUGUUACUGUCUGCUAUUUUGGACUUGGCUUUUACAGUGAGUUUUGCCUAAGACAUGUUGUUUUUUUGUUAAGUAAUUUUUUUUUUUUGAGACAGUCUAACUAUGUAGCUCUGGUUAGCCUGGAAUUUAGAGAUCUGUCUGCUUCUGCCUAUGCCUCCCGACUGCUGGGAUUAAAGGUGCAUCGCCAGGCCUGCCUUGGAGAAGAUAUUUUAAAAUGAUCUUUUUAUUUUCUUGUUGUAGAUUUUUAAACCCUUGAUUGCGAUAAUUCUGUGAGAAUUUUUCAGCUGUAGUGAAGACAACAUAGAGUGUCUUGGUUUCUUGUUUGUUACCAAACAUUGGCAUAGUUAAUUUUUUUUUUUAAUCCUGCCAGUGGUUUUGGAAUAAGUAGAGUUUCUGUUCUGAUCUUGAAUUGCCUAGGUGUUUCCUGGAGUGAAUUUGUGAGGUUUUUGCUGAUUGAUGCAUGUGGUCUUCUUUUAGUGUCCUCACUAUCAGAGGCUCUGUUUGUCCCCACUUUGUCAUCUCUGUAACUUACGAGUAUAACGUCACCAUUCACAUUGAUUUUUCUUGCAAGGAUAGGAUUUGACCAUUGGACAAGCUGAGGAAAUGUCUCUGCAUCUGCCUUUCAAGGUCACUUUUUUGGGAAGGGUGUUCAUGUUCACUUUUGAUUGGACAGCUACCAUUUAGCAAAAGCUACCUGAUUUAAACUUUUUCAUAUUCAUUUUUAUUAUUUUAUAUGUAUAACUGUCUUGCCCAUAUAUUUGUAUAUGCGUACCAUGUGUAUACCUGGUGCCUGUGUUGGUUAGAAACAGGCAUUAGUUCUCCUGGGACUGGAGUUACAAUUGUGAGCUGCCAUUUGGGUGCUGGGAGUCAAGCCCAGAUCCUCUUGUUGCAAAAUCAACAAGUGUUCUUAAACAUUGAACCAGCUUUUUAGUCCCCAAGUCAGAUAGUUUAAAGCAACGAUAAAAGGUCAAGUGUAUCACUUCAUGAGAAAAUUGGAUUUCAUUAGUAGGCACCAAGCUUCUGACUUAAUUAAAUAUAAUUGCUGUCAUUCUAGUGGUUUAUUAAAUAUGCAUACAGACUCUUGGUAUAACAUACAAGCUAUAUGAUUUUAAGUAUAAAACUGAUCAACCUUUACAUGAGAAGCAAUUAUAUAAUUACAUUAUAUAACCAUAUCAUGACUUGGUUUCUUCUAGUUAUUUCUAGGAGAAAAUUACUGUAUCAAUGCUAGGAUAGGUUUUAUAUUUGGGAAUUAGAUCAAUGACUGUCCUAUAAGAUUCAGCAGCUGUGUGGGUUAACAAAUUAAAGAUGGCAUCCAAGAACACCCAACUGUGUUGACGAUGCAUUAAGGGAUGAAAACACAAUACUUAUUCUUGGAUUAGUUUGAUUAAAAAUGAGCCCAAGUCUGAAUUCUCCAUGUGAGUCCUGUAUCUUCUCCCUAUCUGCAGUGUGUGUUUACUCAUCUCUCUGGAAUCUUUUUUGCUGUGUCCAUGCUUGCCUUGAUGUCUAACUGUCCCUGUGUCUAUAUCCAUGUGUCCUCACUGCUGUCCCUCACAAAGGGCUUUGCCUUGAACUUGUUGAACAGUACAGAAAGCAUGCAUAGAAAAGGGAUGAGGAAUUCUUUACAGAAAUAUUGAACAGCUUUAUAAGGGCAGAAACUUUUCUGAUCCCAGACUGACCAGGAAGCACUUAGAAAAAUGAAACAUCUAUAAACACAUUUUAAAGUUACAUCUAGAAGUUGCUUACAACAUGGAUGACCAGUAAUUGUUGUUUAAGGUUACUUCCAACGUGUAAGCUGCUUUCAGCAAAUGAUCACCACAACACACACACAAUUCUGGGUUGGGGGCAUAGAAGAGUACAUAAUUUAAGAUGAAAGAUAUGCAUUAGCUGAGGUUAUCAAAAGUAUAGUAAGGUGUCCCCCACCCCCUCUAACUUCUGUUUAGUUCUGGCUGUACUGGAACUCCCUUCGUAGGCCAGGCUGGCCUUGAAUUCAGAGAUUGCCCUGGCUCUGCCUCCUGAGUGCUGGGAUAAAAGGCAUGUGCUACCAUGUCCAGCUAUAGUAAUUUUCUCUUAAAGGCAGUUUAAACUUAAACCAGCUGAGUGCACAGCAGUAUAGCGGGUACAUAGUCUUAAGCGAUCUCAAGCAACAGUAAUUGACUUUACUUUGAUCUGUGAGCCCACCAGUUCAUCCUCUGGAUCAAGUAUUCUUAUGAAACUGUAUCACUACAGGCAGCUCAUCUACAUCUCUUUGUGUCCUAGUCUCUUACCUGUCAAAGGAGGGGUCAGGAUGUUGUGGGCUGCCAUUAAGUGUUUGACAUUGUACUGAAAAACACACACCAACUCUACAGUGGGACAUUCUGAAAUUCUAGCUAUAAAAUUCAAUGUAAUUUCUACAUGUAUUUUCUUUAGGCCAGUCAAUUGAGUGCAGAUGCUGCCUGUUUUAAAAACAGGGCUCUUCUACAGAAUGAGGCAAUGAGGAAGUCCAGUAGACCUAUACUUUUAUUCUUUGUUCUCUGUUGGACUUAUAUUUUUGCUGGCUUGGCCAGUGGCUUACUCCCCCUUCUCAGUGGAAGAGGAACUGGGUCAGCAGCACUCACCUGGUACCCUGCGUGUAGGAUACAUUUAUUUGCAGGAGCACAGCAUUCUUCCAGGAGGGGACACACACGUGCACAGAAGCACCCAUACUAGCUUGUUCUGAGCAGGAGUGGGAGGCCCUGGAGGCCACUAACACCGCAAAAAUCAUUAGUUUGAAAAGAUGCUGUGGCUGCAGACAGGAAUUUCAUUGGACCAGGUCCUUUGGUUCUGUGUUUUUCAUUAGUUUGUUUUACCCUGGUUGAGAUCUUUCUUAUAUGUAGUGCAUUAUCAGCUUUCAAUAGAAUAACUGCAUUGUAAUCUGUGUUUUUGCAAAAAUACAAAUCUUAGUAAUGUGUCAUCAUCUGACACUGGACUUGAAAUAUUUAGAAACAGGAGUAGAUUCACUUUCUCCUUAGCAUAGACUUAGCCCAGCUCCAUCCUUCACCAGGCCUUCAUAUGCCCAGAGUCUUAACAGCCUUUCUCAUUUACUCUCUUCAGAAACUUGCUUUAUGGCCUAGUUUCAUUAAAAGUUUCCUGACUGAUCAUCCUAAAAUAACUUAACUUGCUUCAUGACAGUAAAUGUGUAUAUUCAUUGAUAAGUUAUCGGUAUUGUUUGUUCAAUACAAGUUGCAGUAUUCUUUUAUGAAGUAUUUGUUUUGUAUUUUAAAAAGGUAGGUCAGAGUGAAGAGAAAGGCCAGAUGUCUGCCAGGGUGCUCACAGAGCGACACUGAAGCCAUUCUGAGGUGUAGAUUUCUCUUUAUUUUACAUCACCUGACAAAGACCUCUGUGACCAAGUCCCACCUCCAUACAAGCCCACUUCUACACAAGCCUGACCUCCGCACAAGCAAGCAAGCAGACAGUUUCUAUCCACCCGGCUGCUAGUUCAGUCUGUUCUGAUACUUCCUUUCCCAGAAGUAGUAGUGUUAGGACACAGGUUGAGGAUACAGCCUCCAAGACUGCUCCUUCCUUCCCCUUCAGACUCCAGGCAUACACUCUGGGUUGUUACCUAUGCUUAUGAUAGACAAACUGAUCAGCAGAGUUCCCAUGAUCCUCUCUGAGUACAUUAGUGUUAAAGAGUAUUUCCCAGGACUCGUGUGGGCAGCACUAAAUAGUGCUCAUUGGUUGAUUAUGAAGGGCUUUUAUAAAGAAUAUUGAUGACGAAGAUGAAGAGAUGAAUGUGACAAUAGGUAGAGGAAGCAGACACAAAUUUGUGCUGGGCAAUGGUGGCACAUGCCUUUAAUCCCAGCACUAUCCCAGCACUUGGGAGGCAGAGGCAGGCAGAUUUCUGCCUGAGUUUGAGACCAGCCUGGUCUACAGAGUGAGUUCCAGCCAGAACUAUACAGAGAAACCCUGUCUGGGGGGAGACAAACACAAAUUGUAGGACGGGUAGAGAAACAUCUAUAUAAAGCAAGUGCUGCAGUGACUCCUUGCCUUCCUAAUUCAUAGAAAACACAGUUUUAACACAGCAGUUAACAGUGCACUACACUUAAGUCCUUAUUUAUUUUUUGUUUUUAAGUUAUUAAAAUUAUAAGACUAUCAAUUCAAAUGGAUGCAUUAUAGUUCUUCAGAACCAUUAUGGUCUCAAAAUGAAAGAAUGAUACAGAUGCACUGUCUAAGGUGUUUUGAGGUGCUUCGAAGUGUUUCAAGCUGUUGACUUACCUUAACAUGUUCUUGAAGUACCAUGGCAUGAUUAGAAGGUUUGCUUUUAGAGAUCUCUCAGUGACCCAGUGGUCAUGGGCAUAAUCAACACUUAAUUCUUUACUUUUUUUAUAUUUUAAAAUACUAUAAUAUUUAGAUCACAGGUAUGUUUAUGGAUAUUUAGUGUGGUUUUACUGUUAGAAUCACAAACUUUAAUGACCGACUGUUUUUUCCCCCUUUUUUGACAUAAGUUUGUGGAGGACAGGGUAGAUGCUCUCCUUAGGUAUUUGUAAAAGCUAUAAUUUCUUUCAUCAAAUAGUAGUUUAGAGAUAAUAUAACCUUUUUUUUCUAGUUUUUUCUUUCUUUUUUUAUUGAUUAUUUGGGAUCUCACAUCAUGCACUCUGAGCACAGUCUUCUCCCAGGCCUCCCUCCCAUGUCCACCCCUUCUCAUGUGUAAUUCCCCUUCCCCAAAAGAAAAGGGGGGAAAAGGCUGUUUUGUGUUGUCCGUAUACUCACUGGAGCAUGGUCAAACUCCUAGUGACCAUCCUCCCAAGGGAAGGCUAGUCUUUCUCUACCCUGCCAGAACCCAUCGACUGGAGACUUGUGUGAAUGUGUACGUUGUGGGGUGUGGGGGUGUGGCAAUGGUCAGGGGCAGCUCUCCUGCCCAAGCACCAUGCUGGGCACAUAACUAAUCUUAGUUAUGUUUUAGUCUAUAAUUAUCCUAAAACUACUAUCAUAGACUAGUUCUCUACAAUGCUGUCAUUAAACAGUUUGUAAGUUCUUCAUUUAGGGUAUUAAUGUUGCCAAAUUUUGUAGAACAGUAUUACCCUUUAUGGAAGGGAAAAAUUAUUUAGAGGAAAAUGAAUGAUUUAAAAAAAAUAAUAUUGUGAGUUCAUGAAUGUAAGAAUGCAGCUAAUCAUACAUAUGUUCAUAAUAUGUAGUCUUGUAGUUACUUCUGGUUUCUAGGAGUGGUCAGUACCUACUUACCUACUUUUUCCUUAAGGGUCUUUAUGGUUUUUAUGUUCAUAAAAUUUUACUUUCAUGAUGUAAAAUUUAUGUCAUUAUUUUAAAUCUUGGAAUCUAGUUUUUUUGUGCUGUGGUUGGUUGCUCAUGAGUUUAUUUUGUAUAUUGCAGUGAAGGAAUUUGGGGGGCAGCACCGAGUUUAUUAAUGUUUUAUCAGAUUUAGAAUUGUUUGUCUUUUCCAACAUGAAGGAAAAUGUGUAGACCAUUGGAAAGAUAAAGGUAUAAACCAAGGACCAACAGGUUGAAUGGAAACACACUGAUGAUACAGGCCAUGGCUUCAUUGGGCUGCAUAAGCAGGAUCCUCUGGUAUGUUAGUUGCUAAGGUACUACGGAAAUUUCCUUCUUGGAGCCAGGACAACUGCUUCAUAUUAAAGUCUAGUUGGUGAUGACAGUGAUCAAAUCAUGAUCCAAGGUAGUCAUCUGGUUAUGAGCCAAGGCAGUCAUUCAUUUGAACCUAACGUUAUCACUUAUCUACCUUCCAAAAGAUGCUCUCCUCCGUGAUGCUUUCAAGAUGGUACUCAUUACCUUGUUUACAAAAUAGGUUUCUCUAUGAAUGAACCUUGCUAUUCUAAGUCAAGGUUUUAUUUCUAGAAGGCUUGCACUAGGACUCCAUUUGUUGUUUUGUUUGAAGUUGCGAGAGGAUCUUAGUGCUCUGGCAAAGUUGGCAGUUUUUCUUCCUGGUAGAAAACUGGUGUAAGUACUUUGGUGUCUGUCCUAAGUUUCAUAUUGAGAUUUCCUUGUUAUCUUGGCAGGUUAUAAAAAUAAUCUGAAAAACACAAAUUUACACAUUAAAGUAUAUAUAUAGCUAUGUUGUAUAAUUUACAUUUCAUAUUUAAAUGAUUGCAUGCAUAUGAAGGGUUGGCCAGUAAGAAUCAAUGGCAGAGAGAGAAUUAUUAAAUGUGAAAUCAACACUCAAGGUACAAUUUUCUAUUCUGUUCUGAAUCUUGUGUAGUUUUUCCAGUGACCUUCCUACAGUUAAAAGCCAUCAUCGAUUGGUGUUUCAGUUUGAGCUUUUUCUUGUUUGGCACUGAAGCCACCGGGGACUGGUAAAUUGUCUGUGAUGCACUUACUUUGCUACGGUAACUUUGAUGUUCUCUGAAGUUCUGUGUUUUAAAUUGUGAGUUUCAGCCUGUUAGUUAGUUGGCCAAGAAGGUAAGUGGGUUAUGACCAUUAUUGAAAAAAUACCGUAUGGCAAAAAUAAGGAGCCUAUUGAAUAAAGAAAAUGACUUAUUCGUGUUUUAAAAAUUAUAUUUCAAUUCUUAAAAUGUCAAUAAAAACUAUAUACACACCUAUGAUUUUGUGGUCUUUCAUAAGCUUUAGUUAGUUGUAUUCUUCCAUAGCCACAAAAUCCUUAUGAGUGGUAUUGUUUUUGCAUGCUCUUGCUUUGCUGAAAAGAAAUGAGCAGAGUAUGUUUGUCUGCCUGGGGCUUUUAGUGAUCUGUUUGCCAUACCCUCCACAUUGCCUGUAGGGAUCCCCUUACAUACAUGUGUUGUGUAAGUAAGAUAUAGGAGCCUGUAGGGAGUAGAAGGGAAUGGGAAAACAGUGCAGCGCUGGGUCUUGAUGGUGUUAGCCAAGCCUGUUUUAUCAGCUACAGCUGUUUGGGGGCUACCCUCAUUCCUGUAAGUCACCCUGUGCCCAUGCUUUAUAAGUAAGCUCAAGAAACUCACUGGUUUGCCAAGCUGGACUUUGGAAGAGUCAAGUUUUGGAUGCCAUUGGUUCCCUUUCUGGUAGGAAGAGAUCUUUGUUAAUUAUCUCCACAGCUGUUAUCUAUAGAUAUUCGAGGACGUGUUGUUAGUAGGGAGUGUUGUAUGGUGAAAGCAUGUGGAUUUGGGGUUUGGAAGCGUUUGAUUUCUUUAUUACUUUCCUCCUUGACUCCAGACAAUGCCGUCGAUUUCUGUCUUCAGUAGCAUUGCUUAGCUUUCAUCAUGAAGAGGGUUGAUUUCCCCUACUUUGCGAGGUUUACCUACCCAUUUUCAGCAUCCAUGCUGCUGGGAGCCGUGGCAUUUACUUCUUCAGAGAUGUGUUCCUUUUCUUUGGCGUCACAAAUGCACCAUAACAUCUUGUCUAUUUGGAAGUUUGGUGAGCGGCCUCCACCCAAACGACUCACUAGGGAAGCUAUGCGAAAUUAUUUAAAAGAACGAGGGGAUCAAACAGUGCUCAUUCUUCAUGCAAAAGUUGCACAGAAGUCUUACGGAAAUGAAAAACGAUUUUUUUGCCCUCCUCCUUGUGUGUAUCUUAUGGGCAGUGGUUGGAAGAAAAAAAAAGAGCAAAUGGAACGAGAUGGAUGUUCUGAACAAGAGUCUCAACCCUGUGCGUUUAUUGGAAUAGGAAACAGUGACCAAGAAAUGCAGCAGCUGAACUUGGAAGGGAAGAACUACUGUACAGCCAAAACAUUGUACAUAUCUGAUUCAGACAAGAGAAAACAUUUCAUGUUGUCUGUAAAGAUGUUCUAUGGCAACAGCGAUGACAUUGGUGUGUUCCUCAGCAAGCGGAUAAAGGUCAUCUCCAAACCCUCCAAAAAGAAGCAGUCACUGAAGAAUGCUGACUUGUGCAUUGCUUCAGGAACGAAGGUGGCACUGUUCAAUCGCCUUCGGUCCCAGACAGUUAGUACCAGGUACCUGCAUGUAGAAGGAGGGAAUUUCCACGCCAGUUCACAACAGUGGGGAGCAUUUUACAUCCAUCUCUUGGACGACGACGAGUCGGAAGGAGAGGAGUUCACAGUUAGAGAUGGCUACAUCCAUUACGGGCAGACUGUCAAGCUUGUGUGCUCAGUGACUGGCAUGGCACUCCCAAGAUUGAUAAUUAGGAAAGUUGAUAAGCAGACGGCAUUACUGGAUGCAGACGACCCUGUAUCACAACUCCACAAAUGUGCAUUUUACCUUAAGGAUACAGAAAGAAUGUACUUGUGCCUUUCUCAAGAAAGAAUAAUCCAAUUUCAGGCCACUCCAUGUCCAAAAGAACAAAAUAAGGAAAUGAUAAACGAUGGAGCUUCCUGGACAAUCAUUAGCACAGACAAGGCCGAGUACACGUUCUAUGAGGGAAUGGGCCCCGUCCUUGCCCCAGUCACCCCUGUGCCUGUCGUAGAAAGUCUUCAGUUGAAUGGCGGCGGGGACGUAGCAAUGCUUGAACUUACAGGACAAAACUUUACUCCAAAUUUAAGAGUGUGGUUUGGGGAUGUAGAAGCCGAAACAAUGUACAGAUGUGGAGAGAGCAUGCUCUGUGUGGUCCCAGACAUUUCUGCAUUCCGGGAAGGUUGGAGAUGGGUCCGCCAGCCAGUCCAGGUUCCAGUGACUUUGGUCCGAAAUGACGGGGUCAUUUACUCCACCAGCCUUACCUUCACCUACACACCAGAGCCAGGGCCGAGGCCACACUGCAGCGCUGCAGGAGCGAUUCUCAGAGCCAACUCCAGCCAAGUGCCCUCCAAUGAGUCAAACACAAACAGCGAGGGGAAUUACACAAAUGCCAGCACAAAUUCUACCAGUGUCACAUCGUCCACAGCAACCGUGGUGUCCUAACUACCGUCUUUUUGCUGGGACUGAAACUGACUUGAAUGCAGCAAAAAGUUGACAGAGAAAGGCAAGGAUAAAGUGAACAAUCUUUUGUGGUUUCUUGGGGAAACGUUUCGUACCAGGUGAUCUAUUCAAAACUGCCAGUGCAGGUGUGACAUGCAGAGGCCACAGUACAAUGAACAACAUCAGAAUGCACAGGCUGAUGGAAAUCCAGGUUUUCAGCUGUCCCUCUCACACGCACCCCUUUUUGGUUGUUUUGGUUUGGUUUUGAUUUAAUGGCCAGGAAACAGAUAUGUGGCUGGAGCACAGGCUAAGCUAGAAGACACAAACCUAACAUAGACUUAUGGACCAAGGGACUCGCAUAAGCUUUAGUGAAAGGUACAUUUUCACCAUGCCUUUUUUAUAUCACAGUGUGUACUACACCUUGUUACCAAACAGGUUGCGCUCCCCACCCUUUGAGGGUUGGCUCUAAAGUACAUUCAUUCAGGUUCGAGCCUCACCAUGUUUGUUCAGUCUGAACACUGAACACUUCCAGGUUCUUGUGGUCUAAGGCUGGAACUUUUUUAAGCUGAAGUCUUAUGACUUUUUCAUAAGUUGGAAUUAUUUUGAUUUCAGCAAGUCAAAUUUUGUAAAGGCCUGCAUAUUUUUUUUAAGAUUAUAUGAAGUCUGCAAAAGCUUUAAAAAUGCCUCUGCCUUGCCUGCAAUACAUGCAAUGUGUGUUAACUGAGUCUGUUCUCAGAAUCUGUUGGUAGUUAUUUCUGUGUUUUCCCUUUUUUUAAAGAAAUGUAUUUAUAGUGGUAAUCUAAGAGAUGCUAACAGCUCCGUGUGGCCAUUUAGCCCUUUCUGAGUUCAUGGCAGUGAGCACUGCCGUUCGAAGGCUGUGCGCCUCUGCCUGUUCAUCAGUUCAUCUGUGUUCCAGGAUUUGUUCAGGUUUCCCCUUCCCCCAAAUCUUGUACAUAACUUGUAUUAUGUGUAAGUUAAACAUUUUAUCUUUACUUGGAAUGUUCCCAGUGAUUACAUUUCACAGGGUGUUUCCCACCUUGUUGGCAAAUGACAAAAAAUAUCAUGCGAAUUAUUUGCUACCAAGAUGGUGCCCGUAGGGUAAAAUGAGGAACAUCUCUGCAGGAUGAUUUAUUGUAUGUUUUCCUUUUUUUUUAGCCUAGCCAGAACAUCAUUAUAAUUUUAAAGACCAUAAGAUGGCUUUUAUUAGAUGAUAACUAAAUAAACUGAACUAAGUAGCCAGAAGACAGUACCUUAGAGACUGAUAGUUGUAAGUUUAUAAAAAUACAAAUGUAACUUAUAUUUCCAUUUUCCUCUUUGCCCCUUUGUUUAUUUUCCCCAGUAGAAAUGUUCUGUCCAGAUUUUUUUCCCCCUUUUUAGUUAAGCCUUGCUUGCAUUCAGGCUUGUGUGUCAGCCCUGUGUGCCAAUAUGCCAGAUUCAUUUUGUUUCCAUCCCUGCACUUUGGUUAUUCCUUGUUCAGUUUCUUGGGAAUUGAAGCAGACUCAUUGGGCUACAUUUAGUACAAGAACCACAUGUGUGAUGUUAAAGGACACAGUCUAGUGAUGCCAUCAUCCUUGAGUAAAAACUACCUCUAGAUUGUGGUAAGCUUUUACUGUCCCUUAAAACAGGAGCCACUAGUACCUUAUGAAUGCAGACUGUAACUUCUAUGGCAUUUUCUGGUGUCUUUCUGGCUCUCUGGGCUUCUGAAAGUUUUCACGUAGACCCUUAGACUCCUCUGUCAGGACCAUUGCUUUCCAGCGUUGCUGCUUUCACUCGCUGUCUCGAAGACUGUACCACUGUAAGUGCCACUGCGAACAUCUUUAAACGGCUCCUCCUUGGCUUGUCAAGGGGAAGGCCACCUGUAAGAUGUGGUGGUGACAGCCUUCCUGUCCACCCCAGGCUGCUCCUUACCAGCUGUUCUAGCCGAUUCUCUUCAGAUCAGCUACAGCCCACCUCCUCCCCGCCCCGCCUCACCCCUCCAGGCUGUCUCAGUGGUCCAGGGCAGAGCUCACUGUGGCCUUACUGAUCUAUCUCUGCAGUAACUGUUCUCCCUCAGUUGCGAUGGAAGCAGGCCCCUGCGAUCUGUUCAGAGCCUGAGCAGUUUGCAGUUCCGUUGUGCUUUCUGAGGUCCUAGAUUCAGGAUGUAGUUAAGUCGAUAACUGAGAACAGAUGAGAUGCUUUUAAAGAACAAACUCUUCCUUACCCAGCUUUGUAGCUUAAAGUAAGUUUUCAAGUUCAUGGCUUUAUUAAAAUGAACUUUGACUUUUUAAAAUGCUUAUAUCUCAUUUCGGUUCUUUUGUUUAUUUUAGUAAGAAUUGAAACAGACUAUAAGUAGUUUUCCUGUUUGUUUGUUUGUUUGUUUGUUUUUUACAAAGUUCAAGAAUGUAACAAUAAAGGCAUUUUGCUAUGGUUCUAUGUCAGACUCCUACCACAGAAUAGUGUGAACAGAUAUGUCUGUCUGCUUUACCAUGUUAUUGAUAGUUCUUUUGUCAGCUGCUUUUAUUAAAAGUCCUCUUUUGUGAAUUUGUAAAUCAAUUUCAAUAUAUGAUGUACAGGAGUCUUGUCCCCCGUUACUGUGGAAUGUUCCCCCCUGUUGAUGCUGGUCCCUUUAUCCUCUUAUCUUCUUAGAACCGGGAAUUCUUCAGUUGUGGUGUGUGGCUGUAUUUUUCUAUUCUGUUUACAGUGCGUCUACACAGCUUCUUAAAACAUGUCGAAAUGCAGAAUCCAAGAUCCACCAUGAAUUUGUCAAGAGAUUGGAAGGCAGGCCAAAACCUGAAAAUGUGGGGUGCCCUUUGUACAAUUGCAGAGUCAAGCACUAGUGGGAGUUUGAACUGGCUACUGACCGCUCUUAAACUGUGGCAGUGUCCUUGGGUACAGUUAACUAGCAGAACCUGCUGUCACUCUUCCUGCCACCAUCUUAACCUUGACAGUUUUGUUUCUUUUCUGUGUGGUGCUGGGGUCAAAUCCAGAGCCUUAGGCUUGCUAAGGCUUUUUGUUUGUUUGAUUUUUCCUUGAGACAAGUGUCUCACCCAUGGAGCCCCUCAGCAUUCUUGAAAGUCUCUGCCUUAGCCUCCAGGUCCUGUGGUACCAGGUGUGGCAGGAUGCUUUUGUCAUUAGAGAAACUGGUCUGUGUCCAACCACAGAAAAAUUCCAAUGCAGUUUUUAAUAAUUAAUCCACUAGUUAUUUAAUCAAAAUCUUUUUGUAGGGAGAGAUUCCUGUUUGAAAGAAAAUGCUAUUUGAUUAUUAACCAAGGUAACAGACACUGCUUUCCAAAGCAGCUGUGUUUCUGGUGAGUACUGAACAAAUGUGUGGUUUUCUGUGCCACCUUUGAUUCAUUUUUCAAGCACUGUUACUCGGGAUGGAUGGUUAGAAACAUGAUAUUUUAGUGUUUCUACUUAACCCUUUCAGGACCGAGCUGUAUUGCCUUUCUAUUAAUUUCCCCCUGUGUUGUGAUAAAUGUUUGCUCGUGUUCAGUCCUGUGUCAGUCCAGACGUAGGUUUGUGUAAAAGCUCAGUUGUAGCUUAUUUCUUGUACCUUGCAGCAUGUUCUACGCAUCCAGUCCUUAAGGGGUUUACUCUACAAACUGUGCACCUGCGUGUAAGGGUCAUUAGCAAUAAGAUAGAAAAUUGAGCAAGUUUAUACCAUAAUUUUGUAGAAAAAGGAAUCUGCUCAAUUCCAUAUUUCAUCCAUGAAAACUCUGCAAUACGGGCAGUUUCUAGGAAUAAAUAAAAAGGAGAUGCAAACCA